AUUAUACAUGUUUAAAUUGGGAGGUUUGACGAUAAAAACUGUUCUCCAUUCUUUCUCGAGUAUCGUGAGUUUUUGGUAAGUAUUGGUGGUGUAAAAUUUAGGAGAGUGAGUUUAAAGAAAAGAAAAAGUUGAGACUUUCGGAAGCAAUGGAAGGUACUGCAAAUUUGCGAGUGUAUUAUAAUAGUGAAAUUAUACCACAUACACACGAGGGUGAGAUUAUACCACAUCCGUUUUCCCUUAUUAUUCCAUGCACCAUGACGUUUGCGGAGUUACACAACAAUCUUUGUAGAAGCAUACAAAGUCAUAUUUCAAAGAGAGUGAACAAUAUUUUUUACAGGAAUCCGAUCAUCUUAUUUGGCAAGCUAAUGCAGUUUCAUAUAAUGUCCAUCACUAAUGACACAAAUAUGCAGCAAAUGUUUCAUACUUAUCAACAGAGUCGAUUUCAAGUGCCAAUGAUAGAAUUGUAUGUUGAAUUUGAACAUCUUGGUAUAAAUGCGAUUGACCACGAGUCAGACAUGGAUGAAGUUAGGGAUAAAGUUUGGGAAGAAGAUAACAGUGAUAGUGAAGAUGAAUUCGAAGCCAACUAUGAAGUCAAUGACGAAGACGAAGAUGAGAAUGAGUAUGCAAAUAUAGGCGUUGUGGCGGCCAAUGAUAGUGAGUUUAGUAUUAGAAUGGAAUUUAAUUCUAAAGAGUCAGUGAUCUCCGCAAUCAAGAAUUAUACUAUCUCUAGAGGAGUCGCUUACACGAUGUACGCGUUUGAGCCUAUGACGUUAUAUGCAAAAUGUAAGAGGUAUGACAAAGGUUGUGAUUGGUUUAUCCGAGCUAGUUUGAAUAGAAAGAAAGGCUAUUGGGAGAUUCGGAGUUACAAUGGCAGACACAUGUGUACCAUUGGAACGAUUUCACAAAAUCAUUCCAAGUUAGACUCAAAUAUGAUUGGAGAUGCUAUCAGGCCAUUAGUUGAAGUUAACCCAUCGCUAAAGGUGAAAUUUAUAAUUGCAGAAGUUCAAUCUAAAUUCAACUAUACUGUAAGUUACCGUAAGGCUUGGUUGGCAAAGCAGAAGUGUGUUGCAAAAAUCUUUGGUGAUUGGAAAAUUUCUUACCGGACUCUACCAUGGUGGUGCAUGGCAAUGUGUGCCAAGAUGCCAGGCUCACGAGUUCGAAUAGAGACUCUACCUAUUUAUCGUGGGAGUGAAGAGGUAAACGGCAUAAGGAUACUUCGGCGGGUAUUUUGGAGUUUCUAUCCAUGUAUUAGAGCGUUCAGACAUUGCAAGCCAUUAGUCCAGGUUGACAGCACACGACUUUAUGGAAAAUUUAAAGGUACACUUUUGGUUGCGAUUGCACAAGAUGGGAACCAAAACAUUGUGCCGAUUGCUUUUGCCAUUGUAGAGAGUGAGACCGCCGAGGAGUGGGACUUUUUUCUUCAUCAAUUGCGAAAAAAUAUUGUUACUCAAGAUGGUGUGGGUAUUAUCUCUAAUUGCCAUGAGUCCAUCCAGGCAGCAAUAGCUCGUAGUGACGGUGCUUGGGCACCGCCAAGAGCACGACACAUGUUUUGCAUUAGACACAUUGGAGCUAAUUUCUUAAAGAGAUUCAAGGCCCCACACUUGCAUAAGCUUGUUAUUAACAUAGGCUAUUCUAGAACAGAGCAGGAGUACAAUAUAAACUAUGAGAGGCUUCGGGAGCGAGGCGAGGCAUACACUAAUUGGUGUGAUGAGAUCGGUCUUCAGCGUUGGGUAUUGGCAUUUGACGAGGGUUAUCGUUGGGGUCAUAUGACGACAAAUAUGGUAGAGUGCAUAAAUUCGGUCCUAAAGGGUGCACGCAAUCUUCCUGUAAAUGCGAUACUUAGAGCUACUUGUUAUUGGCUGAAUAAGUUGUUUACUCGGAAGAGUGAUGAGGCUCAUGAGCGUAUUCGUAAUGGAUUUACUUAUUCAGAGUUUGCCACUCAACGGGUUAAAGAAAAUCUUCAUCGUGCGGGAAACAUAGUGGUAAACCGAUUCGACAGGCACAAUGAAGUGUUUGAGGUCCAUGAAAUGGACAACGGUUCAAUAUUCACCGUUAAUCUUGCGCAACGAGUUUGUGAUUGUGGUCAUUUUCAAGUAGAGCGACUUCCAUGUCGCCACGUGCUUGCUUGUUGUGCUAACCAACGUCUUGACUGGCAAAUAUAUGUAAAUGACGUGUACAAGAUGUCUGAAAUUCGUAAGGUUUACAGUGUAAAAUUUUUACCGUUAGACGACCCAGUUACAUGGCCUAAAUAUAAAGGUCCAAAGGUAAUUGGUAAUCCAUUACUGAUGAAAGUGACAAAAGGACAACCCAAAUCAAUUCCUACUUGA
Arachis duranensis is the source of this 2327-nucleotide messenger RNA. RefSeq lists its product as uncharacterized. Bases 147 to 2327 code for a protein of 726 amino acids. The record is from RefSeq and is a predicted model, not a curated record. Gene Ontology annotation, molecular function: zinc ion binding. The transcript has 3 exons. Lineage: Eukaryota; Viridiplantae; Streptophyta; Magnoliopsida; Fabales; Fabaceae.